Messenger RNA from Lodderomyces parapsilosis, 2466 nucleotides. It is a transcript of the gene TOP1, whose product is annotated as DNA topoisomerase 1. The coding region runs from base 1 to 2466 and encodes 821 amino acids. Gene Ontology annotation, cellular component: chromosome; nucleolus. The record is from RefSeq and is a predicted model, not a curated record. Lineage: Eukaryota; Fungi; Ascomycota; Pichiomycetes; Serinales; Debaryomycetaceae. Gene Ontology annotation, biological process: chromosome segregation; DNA topological change; DNA replication. The transcript has a single exon. Gene Ontology annotation, molecular function: DNA topoisomerase type I (single strand cut, ATP-independent) activity; DNA binding.
AUGAGCUCUUCUGAUGAUGUGACUGCCCUUAGUCAACUACCUAUUGAUUCACAAUCAGUAUCCACAUCUCCAACGUCAGAUGACAUAGACCAUGAUGAAGAGGAAGACGAUGUUCCAUUGACCAAGAGAAGCAGGAAAAGAGUAGCUGUGGAAUCAGACAAUACCGAUAAUGACGAGGACAACGACAGCGACGAUAAUGAUGACGAUUACGAUUACGAUGAUGAUGUGCCAUUGUCCAAGAAGGCAAAGACGAAUAAUGGAACAGCUAAGGCCAAACCCACUGUCAAGAAGGAGACAAAAACAACGAGGAAAACUGAUUCAAAGAAAAAGGCCACACCGAAGGUGAAAGCUGAGCCCAGAGCUAAGACAACAACAACAACAAAGGUCAAGAGUGAGCCCAGAGCUAAGGCAACAACAACAAAGGUCAAGGGUGAGCCCAAAUCGACUUUGAAAAGAGUCAAGAAAGAGCCAUCAAUUAAGAGUGAAGCUAAAGCCAAAAAGGAAACUUCAGUCAAGAGCGAAACUCCUGGUACUGAAGAUGAAGACACUUACAAAUGGUGGGAACAACAAUCUGGUGACAAUGACGGAGAAAUCAAAUGGCAAUCAUUGGAACAUAAUGGAGUUAUGUUUCCACCACCGUAUGAACCUUUGCCAUCACAUGUCAAGCUCUACUACGACGGCAAACCUGUCAAUUUACCCAUUGAAGCAGAAGAAGUAGCCGGGUUCUUUGGAGCAAUGGUUGAGACUGAUCAUGCCAAAAAUCCAGUUUUUCAAAGUAACUUUUUCCAAGAUUUUCAACAAGUUUUGAAGGAAUGUGGUGGAUGUGGUGUUGAGAUUAGUGAUUUCAACAAAUUGGAUUUCAGCAAGAUGCAUGCAUAUUUCGAAAAAAAGAGGGAGGAAAAGAAAGCAAUGAGCAAAGAUGAGAAAAGGAGACUAAAGGAAGAGAAAGAAAAAAUUGAAGAACCGUACAAGACAUGUCUACUCAAUGGAAGAAAAGAAUUGGUUGGUAAUUUCCGGAUUGAACCUCCAGGUUUAUUUAGAGGUCGUGGUGCUCACCCUAAAACUGGUAAAUUAAAAAGAAGAGUGUAUCCAGAGCAAGUGACUUUAAAUUUGAGUGCUCAUGCCAAAGUACCUGAUCCACCACCAGGACACCAAUGGGCAGAAGUCAGACACGAUAAUGAAGUAACAUGGUUAGCCAUGUGGAAGGAAAACAUUGCCGACUCAUUCAAGUAUGUUCGAUUUGCAGCCAACUCAUCGGUCAAGGGACAAUCAGAUUUCAAGAAAUUUGAAACAGCGCGAGAAUUGCGUAAAUAUGUUGAUGCCAUAAGAAAAGAUUAUACCAAGAUGUUGAAACUGGAAAAGAUGCAAGACCGACAAAUGGCAACAGCAAUGUACCUCAUUGAUGUAUAUGCUUUGAGAGCUGGUGGUGAAAAAGGUGAAGACGAAGCUGAUACAGUUGGAUGUUGUUCACUUCGAUUCGAACAUAUUACUUUGAAACCACCAAACACCGUCAUUUUUGAUUUCCUUGGUAAAGAUUCCAUUCGAUUUUAUCAAGAAGUUGAAGUCUCCAAACAAGUUUUCAAAAACUUGCGUAUAUUCAAAAAGGAACCGAAACAACCGGGUGAUAAUUUAUUUGAUCGAAUUAACCCUAGUAUGGUGAAUAAGCAAUUGCAAAAUUACAUGAAGGGUUUAACAGCAAAAGUGUUUCGUACCUACAAUGCAUCUAAAACCAUGCAAGACCAAUUAGACUUGAUCCCUAAUGAAGGUACCGCUGCUGAAAAAGUUGUCAAGUUUAAUGCUGCCAAUAGAACCGUGGCUAUCUUGUGUAACCAUCAACGUACAGUGAGCAAAAACCAUGGCAAUUCAGUCCAGAAAAUUAGUGACAAGUUGAAAGAAUUAACAUGGCAAAAAAUUCGUACUAAAAAAAUGCUUCUUCAACUAGAUCCUAAAUUGAAAAAGAAAGAUCCCAAGUAUUUUGAAGAAUUGGAUGAUUUAGUCAAAGAGGAUAUCGAACAUAUUCAUCAUUCAAUAAUUGAACGACAAAAACAACAGGUGAUGAAGAAAUUGGAACGUGAUAACGAGAAAUUGAAAAUUGAAAAGAAACCAUUAUUAACCAAGAAGGACAUCAAGGAAAAACUAGACAAGAUUCAUGAGUUGGAAAAACAAUACAAGAAAGAAUUAAAGACCGGCAAACCUGAGUUACCCGCCAAAAUGACCGUGGAAAAAUGCUAUCAACAAAUUGAAACUUUUGAAAAUCGAAUAGUUGCCACGUCUUUACAAUUGAAGGAUAAAGAAGAUAACUCUGAAGUGUCAUUAGGAACAUCAAAGAUGAAUUAUAUUGAUCCUCGAUUGACAGUAAUGUUUUCCAAAAAGUAUGAUGUACCGAUUGAGAAAUUGUUUACCAAGACUUUGAGAGAAAAGUUUAAGUGGGCCAUUGAAUCAGCCGAUGAGAAUUGGAGGUUCUGA